Molecule: messenger RNA, 2339 nt
Organism: Paralichthys olivaceus (Japanese flounder)
Lineage: Eukaryota; Metazoa; Chordata; Actinopteri; Pleuronectiformes; Paralichthyidae
Gene: b4galt5
Product: UDP-Gal:betaGlcNAc beta 1,4- galactosyltransferase, polypeptide 5
Biological process (GO): carbohydrate metabolic process
Cellular component (GO): Golgi apparatus
Molecular function (GO): UDP-galactose:glucosylceramide beta-1,4-galactosyltransferase activity
Source: RefSeq, a predicted model, not a curated record
CACUCGAAGUAUUGCUCAUUUUGCGGAGGGGCAGUUCCAUUCAUAGGGCUGAAAGGCAGGCAGGCAGACGGGCGUAGCGGCCGAGCACCCGACAGCGACGUGUCUGAGCUAAAUGAUGGUGUCUCACUGACGAAAAACCCAAAAAAAUAACCAGGCCAGGUUCCGACCGCGCUGCUGUCACCGCCCGCCGUCUCCACACCGGACGUACGCCUCGCCAGAGCCAAAUCCGAAGCCGCCCUCUCGGAAAUGGUUUCUGCGUCGUCUUGAUUGAAGACUGGAGGUGAUAUUCUCUUCGACCUGUCGCGGAAAUAAGCGGACUUCCUGGUCGACUGCUUUGCUCGCGGUUGCCGCAGACAGACCGCCUCCACUCGGCUCAUUCAACCGGGAGAGUCCGCACACCGUCGGCCCCCACCGACAUCUGGACAUAACCGCUCCAUCGUCGUCGCUGAUAACGCAAAAAAAAACGUGCCCGUGUGUUUGCCGCUGCUUGCCUGUAUGAUGCCGACACAUCUGCGGUUCCGGAGAAGGUCAUUUGGGCUCAUUUUCCUCUUUUCGUUGUCCACCACCGCAUUGUACUUCAUCUACUCCGCCCCCGGAAUCGUGAAUGAGUACGUGUUCAUGGUCCAAGCCAGAGGGAUCCAGAUCAGAGAGAAUGUGAAAUACAUCGGGGCCCAGGUACUGGAGCAGGUGGUGAGAGGGGCAUACAGCGUCAAUGGCACAGAUUAUUCGUAUGAUUUCAACUUGAGUGAUAGCGAUGCUCCUCCCCCCACGUACCUCCCCGAGGGCUUCACAUACCUCCCCUCUGAGGUUUGUCCUGACAGGCUGCCCUCCAUGAAGGGCAGGUUGCAGGUGAACAUGAGUGAGGUAUCGCUGGAGGAGGUGGAGAGAUCAUUGCUAGGAGAAGAGCCAAGCAUUGCCCCAGGAGGCUACUGGAAGCCCCAUGAUUGUUUACCUCGCUGGAAGGUGGCAAUCCUUGUCCCAUUUAGGAACAGACACGAACACUUACCAAUCCUCCUGAGACACCUGGUGCCAGUGCUGCAGAAACAGAAACUCCAGUUUGCCUUUUAUGUCGUAGAGCAGGGUGGCACGGAGCCAUUUAACCGAGCCAUGUUGUUCAACGUGGGCUACAAGGAGGCUAUGAAGGACCUGGACUGGGACUGUCUUGUCUUCCACGAUGUGGACCACCUCAUGGAGAAUGACAGGAACUACUACGGCUGCACAGACAUGCCCCGCCACUUUGCGGUCAAGCUCGACAAGUACUCUUACAUGCUUCCAUAUAAUGAGUUCUUUGGCGGUGUCAGUGGCAUGACGGUGAAGCAGUUCAAGAAGAUUAAUGGAUUUCCUAAUGCCUUCUGGGGCUGGGGAGGAGAGGACGAUGACCUCUGGAAUAGGGUGCAGUUUGCCAAUUUCACAGUGAGUAGACCGCGCGGAGAGCAGGGGCGCUACAUGUCCAUUCCACAUCACCAUCGUGGGGAAGUCCAGUUCCUGGGAAGGUAUAGUCUGCUACGCCACUCAAAGGAGAGACAGAAAGUGGAUGGUCUUAACAACCUAAACUACUCCCCUUCAUUGUCCAGGAGGCCUCUCUACACCAACAUCACAGUCAGCUUGAGCAGAAAGCUUGCACCCAUAGCCGUCUACUGACGUAGACACAGCUGGACUGCAGGCCACAUGGGAAUCAAAGUCCUCUGGGACAUCAGCCAUAUAUCACCAGUUGCAGUACUGCUUAGGACUUUUCGGUUGAUUGAUACUUUGCUUUAUUUCUUUUGUUUGUAUGCAAAAAAAAAAAAAAGAAGACUUAUAAGUAUGUUGGAUAAAUCAUAUAAGAAAAUAAGGAUAAAUGCUGCGCUACAGUCCAUCACUCCUCUCAUCUGGGCUUAUCUAGUCUUCUCUCUCCACAUGCCUUUUGCACCAUUUUGGCCUUCAGCAUCCAUUCAUUCAUCCGUUCAUUUUCUGAUUCAGUCGGUCAACGAUGAGUUUGGCCCUUCACUCCUGUGCUCAUUUAUUACAAUAGGCCAUGAUACACACGCUCAUUCAAGUGCAUGCACACGCCACACAUGCACGCACACAAACAGUUUGACUUGCAUGUGCUGACACGGUCCCUGAGGCUUUGAUUUUUACUUUGCUCUUGCACUUAUUUUACACAAAUGCAGUAAACCUGUGAAAACAUUCAAAAAUAUUCUCACACACACACACACACACACACACACACACACACACACUCCACAGCUUCUAACCACAUAGCUACUUCAACCAUGUGGAUUCCUGCAGCUGGUUCUGCAGAAGGUAUGCCAAAUCUACAACUAAAGAGAGCAAGAGAAAAUAUAUAAAGAGUGAGUGUU